Ceratotherium simum simum (southern white rhinoceros) is the source of this 1862-nucleotide messenger RNA. RefSeq names its product mitogen-activated protein kinase 12 (gene MAPK12). Gene Ontology annotation, biological process: MAPK cascade; protein phosphorylation. Lineage: Eukaryota; Metazoa; Chordata; Mammalia; Perissodactyla; Rhinocerotidae. Gene Ontology annotation, molecular function: MAP kinase activity; ATP binding. The record is from RefSeq and is a predicted model, not a curated record.
GCCUCGGGUUUCCGGAGGGGCCGAGGGCGGGCGGGGGCGUCACGUGCGCGCGGCCCGGGGGCCGGUUGGUCCGCAGGCAGGGGAGGGGCCGCGCGCUACGCGGUCUGGGGCUGGGUCGGGCCGGGGUCGGCGGGACGGGAGAGCCUGGAGGACGGCGACCCGGAGGGAAGAGCCGGGAGCGGCAGUGCCCGGCGGCGGCGGCGGGCGGGCGGCGUGGAACCGGCUCUCCCGCGCGGUGGCCCGCGGCGCGCGCCCAGGGAGCCCGCCGAUCCCGGUUCCUGGUCCCGGGGCGCGGUGCCCGGGCCGCCAUGAGCUCUCCGCCACCCGCCCGCAGGGGCUUUUACCGCCAAGAGGUGACUAAGACGGCCUGGGAGGUGCGCGCGGUGUACCAGGACCUGCAGCCCGUGGGCUCGGGUGCCUACGGCGCCGUGUGCUCGGCCGUGGACAGCCGCACGGGCGCCAAGGUGGCCAUCAAGAAGCUGUACCGGCCCUUCCAGUCCGUGCUGUUCGCCAAGCGCGCCUACCGCGAGCUGCGCCUCCUCAAGCACAUGCGCCACGAGAACGUGAUUGGGCUGCUGGACGUGUUCACUCCUGACGAGACCCUGGAUGACUUCACAGACUUCUACCUGGUGAUGCCGUUCAUGGGCACGGACCUGGGCAAGCUGAUGAAGCAUGAGAAGCUGAGUGAGGACCGGAUCCAGUUCCUCGUUUACCAGAUGUUGAAGGGGCUGAAGUAUAUCCAUGCUGCUGGUGUCAUCCAUAGGGACCUGAAGCCUGGCAACCUGGCAGUGAACGAGGACUGUGAGCUGAAGAUCUUGGACUUUGGCCUGGCCAGGCAGGCAGACAGCGAGAUGACCGGAUACGUGGUAACCCGGUGGUACCGGGCACCUGAGGUCAUCUUGAAUUGGAUGCACUACACACAGACAGUGGACAUCUGGUCGGUGGGCUGCAUCAUGGCAGAGAUGAUCACGGGGAAGACGCUGUUCAAGGGCAACGAUCACCUGGACCAGCUGAAGGAGAUCAUGAAGGUGACGGGGACGCCUCCUGCUGAGUUUGUGCAGAGGCUGCAGAGUGAUGAAGCAAAGAACUACAUGAAGGGCCUCCCUGAGUUGGAGAAGAAGGAUUUUGCCUCCAUCCUGACCAAUGCAAGCCCUCUGGCCGUGAGCCUCCUGGAGAGAAUGCUGGUGCUGGAUGCGGAGCGGCGGGUGACGGCGGCCGAGGCGCUGACCCACCCCUACUUCGAGUCGCUGCAGGACACGGAGGACGAACCCAAGGCCCAGAAGUACGACGAGUCCUUUGAUGACAUGGACCGCACGCUGGACGAGUGGAAGCGUGUCACAUAUAAAGAGGUCCUCAGCUUCAAGCCUCCCCGGCAGCUGGGAGCCAAGGUCUCCAAGGAGACAGCCCUGUGAAGAGCCCUGGGCCCUGAGGGUGGCAGCGGGGACACCUUGAGGACCCUGGCUGGGUCUUCCACCUGGCAGGGGAUCCUGGUUACCACUGUGACUGUUGCUAGGGCUUGCAUCCCAGGAAACUCCUCAAUCCAUGGAUCCCCUCCCCCCAGCCUGUUCCCCUGCUCUCAGGCCCCCACCUCAGCCUAACCUUGGAGGAGCAUCUGGACUUUCUGGACAGGAGGCCCACCUGACCUGGGCCUGGCUUCUGACCCUGCCUGCUCUGGACCGUGCUGAGGCCCAGCUCAUGUUGCUGAGAAGGAAGAACAGGGAGGGCGCAGGGCGCUGACUCAGGGACAUCUCUCCUGGGGGGCGGUGGUGUGGAUUCUGCUGCACUGCCAGCCGGGAAUGUAAACUGGCCAUGUGGCACGCCCACAUGGCUGGAAGGAAAUAGACCCUUUUGUAGAGCUCCCA